UCCUUAAUCCUUUUUUUGUUAUUAUCCUCAUGUAAAUAUGUGUGCAUAGUUUGAUUCUUUCACCACUUUCCCUUUUAUUUAUAUACAGAACCAUUGAAGGGAUAUCUUAAUCUCUUAGAUCAAUUUGCAAUCAAAUACUAAUAAAGGUCUCUAGUUAAGGACUUGGUAGCAUAGAGGUGUUACUCUUUGAGUUGAACAAAAAUGGCUCGUGGCUUCCAAGUUCGAGCUACUUCAGUUACCAUAUUUGCUCAUUUGUUGUUCAUAGCAAUAGCAACCCUUGUGUUAGUUUGGUUGCUACACUUUCGAGAAGGUGUGGCCUUCUUCAGCUCUUCCAACCCAGUCAAGAUUUUCAACCUGCAUCCUCUUCUAAUGGUAAUUGGAUUUAUUUUAGUUGGUGGAGAAGCAAUCAUGAUAUACAAGUCGGUGCCUGAAAAAAGGAGGUCAGUGAAGGUGGUUCACCUCCUAUUGCAUCUGAUAGCUUUAGUGGCUGGAAUUAUAGGGAUUAUUGCAGUUUUCAAAUCUAAGAAAGAGGCAGGUCUUGCUGAUAUGUAUACAUUACACUCUUGGCUAGGCAUGUCAGCAAUCUCACUAUUUGGCUUACAGUAUAUAUUUGGGUUCUUUGCUUAUUUCUUCCCCGGUGCAGAAAUGUCUGCUAGAGCUUCCCUUUUGCCAUGGCACAGGUUUAUGGGCAUGGCCAUAUUCCUCCUUGCAGUUGCCACAGCUGAGACGGGUUUGGUUGAAUAUUUCCAGUUUUUACAGCUUUUCCGCACUCAAGAGGCACUAAUUAUCAACUCCACUGGUCUCUUACUCUUCCUCUUUGCCGUCUUUGUUACCCUCUCUGUCAUUCUCCAAAGAAAUUACUGAUGAAAAUAUGUAUGUGUUUGUUGCAACAUUUGCUCCAUUUCUGUUAUUUAAAUUAUUUAAUUGUUAUGCUAUAUCAUGAUUCAAUAAAUUAUUCACUUCCUUUGACUCU
This is a messenger RNA of Glycine soja, 973 nucleotides long. Its product is annotated as probable ascorbate-specific transmembrane electron transporter 1. Gene Ontology annotation, molecular function: oxidoreductase activity. NCBI's taxonomy places the organism in Eukaryota, Viridiplantae, Streptophyta, Magnoliopsida, Fabales, Fabaceae. The transcript is spliced from 4 exons. The coding region runs from base 202 to 864 and encodes 220 amino acids. The record is from RefSeq and is a predicted model, not a curated record.